Messenger RNA from Paramecium primaurelia, 1478 nucleotides. The record is from the annotation of a GenBank genome assembly. NCBI's taxonomy places the organism in Eukaryota, Ciliophora, Oligohymenophorea, Peniculida, Parameciidae.
AUGAUUUUUGAAAAUGAUUACUCGCCUGAAUUGAAUAGAUAUGAACCAAAAUAAAUAUUAGGGAAAGGAGCUUUUGCAACAGUUAUUUCAGCUUUUGAUAAGUAAAUGAAAACUAAUGUUGCAAUUAAAAUUGUUGAGAAAAAUAUGUUUAAAUGUAAGGAAUAAGAAGGUGCUAUACGUCAGGAAGCAAUCACCCUUUAAACUUUGUUCCAUUAAAAUAUUAUUAAGAUUCAAGAUGUAUGAUAAUUAUCUAAUAACUUAACUUAAGUUUUUUGAGACAUAGCAUAAAUUUUACAUUGUUAUGAAUCAGAUUAAUGGUAUAACUUUGGAAGAUUACAUACCACAAUUAGAGCGUUAUGAAGUGAUUAUAAUUACUAAAUAAAUUUUGAAGGCUUUGAGUUAUUUACAUAAAAACAAUAUUGUUCAUAGAGACAUAAAACCUGAAAAUAUUUUAAUAAGUGUGUUAGAAGGAGAAUUGAUUGUUACAUUAAUAGAUUUUGGUUUAUCAGCCUCAGUCAAUAGAGUAGAAGAUGGUUUGAUGAAAUAAAAUUGUGGAACCUUAUUGUAUUAAGCACCUGAGGUUAUUAAAAAAUCAAAUUAUACUAGAGUACAUAUACAUAAAUAAUAUUUAGUCAGUUGACAUUUGGGCUUUAGGAAUUGUAGUUUACAAUAUGUUAUAUAAUGGAAAGCAUCCUUUCUAUUAAAAUGGUGAUACUAAAAUAACAUAUUCUUAAAAAAUUAAGACAUUUUCACUGAACUCUUUAAUGAAUGAGGAUUUAAACACUAAAAAUUUCUUAGAGAGAACUAUAGCUUAUUUACCAGAACAUCGUUUAACUGCUGAUUAAUGUCUAGAACAUCCUUGGAUUACAGGUAAGGGUGAUAUUUCAAUACCAUUCACAUUGAAUGAAAUAAUUUAAUAUCAAAUUUAAAAAGAAUAAAAAAUAGCCAAGUAUAUUAAAAUACUUGUAUUUUUGAAAUAUUUGGUAGUUGUAUCAAAUGAUGUUCUUGGAAGAACUGAUGAAAUUAAUGAGGCUGGAUCACCUAAUGAUAAUGUAUCUGUUAUAGGAUCUGAUAUAUCAGCAUGUUCAAAUAAGUUUAGAAUUCGUCCCUUAAUUAUGAAAUCUUAGACAAGAUUAAAUAAAAUAUGGAAUAAUGAUAGUACUAGUAACUCUUUUGCUGGAGAUAGUAGUAGAAAUACAACAGAUAUGAUUCCAGAAAUAAUUGCACGUGUUGGUACACCUAAUUUUUUGAAAAAACAAUUAAGAAAAAGUAAUUCAAUGAAUCCAGAAGAAAUGAAAAAACAAUUAAAAAUAAUCAAUACUUAAAAGGGUCCUUAAAAGGUAUUUAUUUCAAAGCCUAUAUUUAUAAGGAGAUUCAAAUGAAAAAUAGAAGAGUAAUUUCGAAUUCGCAUAAAAGUAGUUGUAAGUUGGUUACGGAGCCAUAGAGUUAAAGAUAAAAUGGAGAUAGUUAAAAUAAGA